UGGGCAUUGAACGUUGAACUUGAGUUGCAUUCGACUAUAAAAUUCAGCAACAAUGAGAUUGCAAGGUCUGCUGUCGCAGGCCGCCCUGCUAUUCUGCGUCCUCCCUUCGGCUGCUGUAGCUGCGUCAUGGACAUUCACAGAAGGAUCUGUCAGCGUCGCAACCAAGGGCGCAGGCGUUGGAGGAGGCCUCAAGGAGCAGCUUGCACCUUCGAAGGCACUGUCCAAACCCGUGAAGUUGGGAGCAGCAGACACACUCAAGGUCAUCCUGACCACGCAAGACGGCAAGACGACCAAACGUCCUCAUCAAGCGUUCCUCCUGGUCCAAGACUCGUCCAAGAAGCUCGACAUCUCAUACCCUUUCAGCAUCAAAGAGUCGGGAAAAGCAAAGCUCGAACUGACACAGAAAGAUUUACCCUCUCAAUUUCUACGGUCUUCGACGCCGCUUUCAGCGACCAUUGUCAUUGCCUCAUUCGGCUCUUCAGAAGGAUACAACAGCGAGGCUUUUCCUCUGACCAUCGAGCUUGACCCGAACGUUCCAGUCCCCGUCGUCGACAAAGGUGUCCGUUAUGGAAAACUCCCCGAGAUACAUCACAUUUUCCGCACCGAUCCCAAGAGCCCGAGCAUCGCGAUCAGCAGUGUCUUCCUACUUUUUGUGAUCGCCACCUUUUCGCCAUUGAUAGGAGCCUGGGGAUACCUAGGUGGUAACGUCAACCACCUCUCCAAGGCCCUUUCGGACGCUCCUCUCUCACACGCCUUGUUUGUGGGGUCCAUUUUCGGUAUCGAGGCCGUCUUGUUUCUCUACUACACCACGUGGAACCUGUUUCAGACUUUGCCGGUACUGUCUGCUCUGGGAGUGAUCGCAUUCUUGUCGGGGAGCAGAGCUCUCACAGAAGUACAAGAGCGUCGUCUUGCAGGUCUUCGUUGAGAAGCCCGUCCAAAGAUCAACAGUCGAGAAAAGGACUUCUCAUGAGGAUUUUUGUAGGCCAAACAAACUAGAUGUAUACCAGGAUGCUAUUAUCAGUCAACACAUAUAUCCAUAUGAGAAAAGUUUUAGAGAUGAAUAAGCCCGAUGCCAUUUUGACCAAAGGAUGUAAAACCGGGGUCUGACCUCACAUCAUACCCGAUCAUUAUCUCGAGUGUUAGAAAGUAUUCUCAGGUUGAUCUGAUCUGUUGGAAACCGAGGAAGGAAUAUUAGUUAUGUAUAUGUAUUGUAGUGCAUUAUGUACA
Messenger RNA from Exophiala oligosperma, 1227 nucleotides. RefSeq lists its product as uncharacterized. The record is from RefSeq and is a predicted model, not a curated record. The transcript has 4 exons. Gene Ontology annotation, biological process: protein N-linked glycosylation. The coding region runs from base 53 to 925 and encodes 290 amino acids. Gene Ontology annotation, cellular component: oligosaccharyltransferase complex; membrane. Lineage: Eukaryota; Fungi; Ascomycota; Eurotiomycetes; Chaetothyriales; Herpotrichiellaceae.